This is a messenger RNA of Panicum hallii, 1788 nucleotides long. RefSeq lists its product as uncharacterized. The coding region runs from base 1 to 1788 and encodes 595 amino acids. The record is from RefSeq and is a predicted model, not a curated record. The transcript is spliced from 4 exons. NCBI's taxonomy places the organism in Eukaryota, Viridiplantae, Streptophyta, Magnoliopsida, Poales, Poaceae.
AUGGGUGACGAGACUACAGACGCCGACGCCGCCGCCCUCAAGGCCCGCCUGGACUCCCUCAUCAAGGACGCCCAGGAGGCUGAAGAGCGGGCAGUUGCUGCCCGUCGCCGCGCCACCACUGCUCGUGCCCUCCUGGAGGAGGAGGAGCGGAAGGCCGUCGCCCUGGAGACGGCUGCUACUACUGCCCGGCUGCUUGUGCCCGGUACUUCGUCCGGCACCGUCGUCACAUCGUCCUCGUCCUCGUCCUCGUCUUCCUACGAGGCCACCGUCGUCGCCGGUCUUCACCUACAGGCAGCAUCCGUCCUCAACGUUCGCUCUCUCGUGAACAUCGUCCUCGACUCCACCUCCGUCAACUAUGCCAGUUGGCGUGACCUCAUGAUGCUGGCACUGGAGCGCUACGCCCUCCUCGACCACAUCGACUCGGACGUCGCCUCGUCUACCGAUCCGGGCUGGCGCCGGAUGGACAGCAUCGUCCUCAACUGGAUCAGCAAUUCCAUCACCCCGGAGCUUCAUCAAGUCGUUCGGGAGCGUGGUGCCACCGCGCGCCACCUGUGGCUCGCUAUCGAGAACCAGUUUCUUGGUAACCACGAGCAGCGCACCCUUCAUCUUGACGCUGCUUUUCGUAACUUUGUCCAGGGCGAUCUCUCCGUGAGCGAGUACUGCCGCAAAUUCAAGAACAUGGCGGAUGCUCUGGCCGACCUCGGCUCGCCUGUCGACGAGCAGAUCCUCAUCCUCAAUAUCCUCCGCGGUCUGAACCGUCGGUUCGAGCACGUCGGCGCCAUCAUUCGGCGCUACUCUCCGUUCCCGUCUUUCCUAAAGGCGCGGGACGACUUGAUCCUGGAGGAGCUCCACAUGGGCAGCGUGGGUCCCUCUGCUGAUGCUACGGCGCUUUACUCCGGUUCUGCUGACAAGCUGCCUUCCUCCGCACCCGGACCUCCGUCCCGCUCCGGCGGUACCGGCAGGAAGGGCAAGAACAAGAAGGCCGCCGGCGGUGGUGGCGGUCGCGGUGGUCCCUCCGGCCACUCCACUUCGACUCCUCCCGCUCCCUCCGGCCCCGACGGCAAGGCGCCCUCCUCUGGGCCGACUUACGUCAACCCAUGGCAGGGCCACUUCGCGAUGUACCCCGGCCCGCUUCCAGGCAACCUUCAGCGCCCGCAGGUCCUGAUGGCUGCGCCAGACUACUACAUGCCCCCAGGCUACAUGCCUGGGCCACAGCAGCAGGCGGCGCACCCCUCUUUGGCUCUCGCCGGAGGUUCGGCAGGUGGUCCGGCAGGAGGUCCGGUCUCUUGGUCACCGUGGACUGGUCCGGGCUGGGACCAGCAGUCACUAGCCAACUCCUUCAGCACCAUGGCGCUUACUCCGCCGUCCACUUCUACCCAGGACUGGGUGGCCGAUUCUGGUGCUUCGCAUCACUCCACUCCUUCAGCUGGUAAUAUCUUCCACACCCGUCCUUUGACAUCUUCCAGUCCUUCAUCCAUCAUUGUAGGUAAUGGCUCCACUCUCCCGGUCGCCUCAGAUCUCACUACCAAGAACGUGAUCGUCAGGUCGAAUAGCACCGGCCCGCUGUACACGAUGCGUCUUCCCAGCUCCUUCCAGACUCCACCUGCUACCAGUCAAGGUGCUUCCGGAUCUUCGUCUGCGGCGUUGGAGCAGCAAGCUCUUCGGAUUGGACAAGGCAGCGCCCCCUCUGCUCCUUCGGUAGCCGGCACUUCGGAGACUCCCGCAGUACCUGAUUCUCAAAAUGUUGUGUCUGGCGUCGCGGAGGUGCCAGAUUCGAGCCCUGUGUAG